AUUUUUUUGUCAUCGGAUAGAAAGUAACUUAACUGUUGGUGUGUUUAUAACUUGAGUUGAAAAGAUGGAACUCUUUAUAUGGAUUGUAUUGUUGAGUGCUUGUGGAAUAUAUUAUUCAGUUUCUGGACAAGAUACGUCCUUGUCAGUGUGUAAUAGUGAUUGUCCAUUGUCGAAGCGCUGCGUUGAAGAUAAUGUUACAGUUGUUUGGAAGUUACAUUCAAACAAAGAAUGCUUCAACUACUUCGAUUGUUAUGGAAAAAAGAAUAGCGGAGACGAUGUUAAAAAUGGAUUGUUCGUUGGUCGCUUUUAUCCAUUGGUGGUGAAUAUACGAUCAAAUGUGUAUUUUACUGCAAAAUACAAACAAAAUGAUUUUUUGAAACCAUUCACUAUCUACAAUGUCAGUCAAAGGAACUUUAUCUUCUGUCAAAAUGCUACACAAUCAGUGGGUACAUUAACAUCAACUGUGAAGCUACCUGAUAGAUAUGUUGAUAGUGUUGGCCAUAAAUUCUUCAUCAGCAAAGGAAAAAAGAAACCGUAUCUUUCCUGCCAUUUGGGCGUUCGUCUUCACAUGAAUGUUGUCAAUGCCACGAACUGUACCAAUACAAUUAAUGGGAAAGUAUGUUCUGGAAGAGGAAAGUGUAUUACAGAGACCUUUUUUGGAAAUAAUAUGCAUUGCGAAUGUUGUGCUGGUUAUAAUGGAAAGUUCUGUGAAGAAUUAGAUGCGUGUUUCACAGAACCAUGUUAUCGUGGUAAUUGCACUGAUGUUGUUGCAGGACAUAGUGAAUUGUUUAAGUGCGCCUGCGAGCCUGGGUUUACUGGCCCUCAAUGUGAUGUUGACAUUGAUGAAUGUGCACUACCAGAAAAUCAAGGAGUAUGUCUAAAUGGUGGAUUUUGUGAUGAUCGUGUUAAUUCAUAUGUGUGUUUUUGUUUGGGUGAUUAUUAUGGCAAACAUUGUGAACAUGUUUCAAAUCUUUGUGAUUUCAUUCAACCAUGCAAGAACAAUGGCGAAUGUCGUCGUAUUGGCGUGGGUAAAGAAUCAUAUCUGUGUCGUUGUGCCCAAGGAUUUUAUGGCCGUAAUUGUACAUUGAAUUCAACUUCAUCUAGUUUGAUGCCAACCAUACCUAGUGUUUCCAUUUCAACCAUACCUAGUGGUUCCAUUUCAACCAUACCUAGUGGUUCCAUUUCAACCAUACCUAGUGGUUCCAUUUCAACCAUACCUAGUGGUUCCAUUUCAACCAUACCUAGUGUUUCCAUUUCAACCAUACCUAGUGUUUCCAUUUCAACCAUAUCUAGUGGUUCCAUUUCAACCAUACCUAGUGGUUCCAUUUCAACCAUACCUAGUGUUUCCAUUUCAACCACACCUAGUGUUUCCAUUUCAACCAUACCUAGUGGUUCCAUUUCAACCAUACCUAGUGGUUCCAUUUCAACCAUACCUAGUGUUUCCAUUUCAACCAUACCUAGUGGUUCCAUUUCAACCAUACCUAGUGGUUCCAUUUCAACCAUACCUAGUGUUUCCAUUUCAACCACACCUAGUGUUUCCAUUUCAACCAUACCUAGUGGUUCCAUUUCAACCAUACCUAGUGGUUCCAUUUCAACCACACCUAGUGUUUCCAUUUCAACCACACCUAGUGUUUCCAUUUCAACCAUACCAAGUGGUUCCAUUUCAACCAUAUCUAGUGUUUCCAUUUCAACCACACCUAGUGUUUCCAUUUCAACCAUACCUAUUGGUUCCAUUUCAAGCAUACCUAGUGGUUCCAUUUCAACCAUACCUAGUGUUUCCAUUUCAACCACACCCAGUGGUUCAAUCACAACAACCUUUGCCAUCAAUCCGAGUAUGUCAAUUGAAGAUUCAACAAAAUUAUACAGUAGAGCAACUACCACAACAGUUAUACCAUCAGCUUCUGUUGUACCUAUUGAAAACCAAACAUGUGAACACAGGCCAUGUGGUAAACAUGGUGUAUGUCGCAAUCGAAAAAGCUCAACAUCUGGUCUUUCUUUUUACUGUGAUUGUCGUCAUCCAACAGUUGGUCCUGUUUGCACCUUAGACACACAUCUUCAUUUCCCAUAUUUCAAUGGUAACUCCUUUAUCGAAUACAAACCUAUUGCUUUCGGUUCUAUGGUUAAUGUUUUCGUCAUAUCUUUUCGAACGCUUAUUGACGGUACCAUUCUCUUUUCUGGUCAUCCUGUUUAUCGAGAUUUUAUUAAACUAGAGGUUGUCAAAGGGAAUUUGCGAUUCUCUUUGAACGCUGGCGAUAAAGUGAUUUCUGUGACUAGUCCUGAAAUAGUUGCAAAUGGCAAUACAACUUCUGCUAGUUUUGGUUACGACACUCGCGCUGGAACGAUCUUUCUAUUCGUGAAAGGUGGCGUUGAACGUCGUAACACGUCAAGUCGUCUUCUACGUUCCCCUGAUCUUCGCCAUCCCUUAUACAUUGGUGGUAUUGUUCCUACGAUUUACACGAAAAAUUAUCCCAGUAUGAGAGAAGUAAAACCUUUUGUCGGCUGCAUUCGUGAACUAGAAUUCAAUGACCGAAUGUUUGAGCUUUCGGGUGCCGUGAAAUGGGAAAAUAUAUCAGAGUGUGACGUACCUGCUUGUCAUGCAAUGCCUUGUCGAAAUGGAGGUAUUUGUCUUCAGAAAAAUGAAGAUAUUUCAGAUUUUAUUUGUCGAUGUUCUUUUCCAUAUUCUGGUAAAAUUUGCGAGGAGAAAUAUUCAUGUGUUGUAAAUGUCUGUAAUGGUGGAAAAUGUCUGAACACGAGUAAGUCUGGAGUCGAAUGUUUGUGUCCGUUUGGUCGAGGUGGUUUGACAUGCAAUCAAAACAUUGAUGUCAAUAUACCAACAUUUAGCGUAGUGAAGAAUCAUUCUUCAUAUUUACAAUAUCUCACCCCACGUGCUGCUAAUCUUUUACUGGAUCUCCGUAUGGAGAUAAAGUUUUCCAACCACACACAAUCAAGGAGGAUUGGCUUGCUGUUUUAUGUUGGUCUGCACGAUCACCUGUCGGUUGGUAGCGACAGCGACUAUCUAGCCUUAGGCGUUUAUGAGAAUCGUGUAGUGCUCCAAUACAAUCUUGGAUCAGGUGCAGUGAACAUUUCCAGUGAGCCUCUCACCUUCAAUAAAGAAUGGUUCACCAUUUUGGCAGGGAGGAAAGGAAGACAUGGUUAUCUGUACGUGGAUAAAGAUGUCAAAGAAGCACACUCUCCUCCUCCUUUAGUGGGACUUAAUGUGUUUGGAAAUCUUUACUUAGGUGGAAUACCUGAGUUUUCAAUGCUCAACAGCGAGGUACUGUUCACUGAUGGUUUUCGAGGUUCAAUAAAGGAUUCAAAGAUACGCACUGGGUUAUCAAAUUCUUGGCGUUCACUUUCAUUGAAACAUUCAACUAAUACCUCAUUAUCUCUGCCAGUGAUUACGGGAUUAAAUAUCCAGGAACAAAAACUUGACGCAUGUGUUAUCGGUGCAUGUAUGAACAAUGGUACGUGCGAAUCUCUUGGCGCGUCGUACGUUUGUCGGUGUGCUCCGGAAUGGUCCGGAAUGUUGUGCAAUGAUACUUCGGUACCAUGUCGAGAAUAUAAUCCUUGCCAGGGACGAUCUGAGUGUCGCAUACGGGAUACUGGCUUCACAUGUGACUGUCCUUCUGGGAAAGGGGGAAAGCUUUGUCAAGACAAUAUUAACGUAUCAACGCCAUAUUUUGGAGAAUACUCCUAUCAAAGCUUUUCACUAUCAAAGUUUUCCUCUCUCAACAAUGAUGGUCUUACUUCCAUCAAAAUGGUAUUUUCCACUUCAGCGCCCAAUGGUAUUUUGUUUUACGUUAGUCGUUAUUUAACGCCAUCAUCAAAGGAUUUUUUGUCCAUCAUCAUUCACGACAGGAAUGUUUAUUUGAUAUACGAUCUUGGAACUGGUAUUGGAAAAUGCAUAAGUCCUAAUGAAAUAUCUUAUUUUAAAGAGAACGACAUUUUUGUCACCAGAAAACGAAAGUCAGCAAGUUUAGAUUUGAAUGGCAAUAAAACGUCAUGCACAAGUCUUGGCAAUGCCUAUCAACUUAAUAUCGCUGAUGAGGUGUUCAUAGGUGGGAUACCAGACCUUGCUAUGAUACAACCGAUGGCAUAUGAAAAUUCUAAGGAUCUCAGGGACUUUACAGGAUGCAUAAAAGCGUUGGUGAUAAAUGAUAUGUCGGUGGAUUUAACGCAGAAUGGUGUCCUAAAGAGUCGCAAUGUACUAAACUGUGAUAGUAAACGAUGGCGGAAAUAAAGUAUUAAAAUUGUACUUCGUAUGCAAUGAUGUUUAAUUGUGUCAUUAUUAUGUACGUAACAUGAAGUAAUUGCAUCGAGGAAUUCUGAAUUGUGUAAUAUGAUAA
Molecule: messenger RNA, 4346 nt
Organism: Xenia sp. Carnegie-2017
Lineage: Eukaryota; Metazoa; Cnidaria; Anthozoa; Malacalcyonacea; Xeniidae
Product: protein eyes shut homolog
Exons: 10
Coding region: 65-4240 (1391 amino acids)
Molecular function (GO): calcium ion binding
Source: RefSeq, a predicted model, not a curated record